GAAACGGAGCUCACUUUUCAUUCAGAAGUCAAGCGCGCGCUAAUCGCCAAUCGCUUGCGAAUCGAACGCUUCUCGCCAGCUAGCCAGUGUUCGUGUGGGCCAAAAGCUAUUGCGAAAGUAAUCAGUUUAACAAAGUUCUUUGGCAACAAUUUGUGAAAUAGUUCGGGCCCGCGCAAUUUUUGUGUUGUGGUUUUUGCAGUUUUCAGUAUACGGUUUUCGGUUUUUAGUUACCAGUGAUUUACCAACCGCUCCCCGUUGGCUGCUGUUUGCCUGCUGCUGGCCAGCCUGCCCCUGUCUGCCUUGCUUUUGGCCGUUUUGCGACUUAGCCGUCUCUGAUCGGUUGCAGAGUUUUGAGUUUUGAGUUGUUGGUGAAAUAUUAGCAUUGAUGCUAUAAAAUCCAAGAUCUGUCGCAGGCCGUGAUUCCCGAAAGGACUUGAACUCAAACCACCAAUUACCAAUUGUACAAUCAGCAAAGAAAUACUAACCGACACUGAGGAAGGAUCGCAGGAUACCAACCCACAACUACACAGCAACACAAUGGCCUUAAUUAUGAAAUACAUCGACAGCAUAAACAGAUAUAUGGACUCACAUAGUGACUCAAGGACAAAGGACUGGCCCAUGAUGUCGUCCCCGUUCCCCACACUGGCCGUGUGCCUAACAUACGUCUACCUGGUCAAGGUGCUCGGACCCCGAUUAAUGGAGAAUCGAAAGCCCCUGCAUCUGCAGAACACACUAGUCAUGUACAAUGCCAUACAGGUUGUAUUCAGCGCGUGGCUGUUCUACGAGUGCUUGAUGGGCGGCUGGUGGGGCUCGUACAGCUUCCGGUGCCAGCCGGUGGACUACACAGAUAGUGCCACAUCCCGGAGAAUAGGCAUUUCCGGUUGGCUAACUGGACAUUAUAGCUUCCGAUGUCAGCCAGUCGACUAUAGUAAUAAUCCUAGAACGUUAAGGAUGGUUCAUGCCUGCUGGUGGUACUACUUCUCGAAGUUCACCGAAUUCAUGGAUACGAUUUUCUUCGUGUUGCGCAAGAAGACCAGCCAGGUUACAACGCUGCAUGUCAUCCAUCACGGCUGCAUGCCCAUGUCGGUCUGGUUCGGCGUGAAAUUCACCCCAGGUGGCCACAGCACCUUCUUCGGCCUGCUCAACACCUUCGUUCACAUCGUGAUGUACACCUACUACAUGUUCUCGGCCAUGGGCCCCCAGUACCAGAAGUACCUCUGGUGGAAGAAGUACCUGACCACCCUGCAGAUGGUGCAGUUCAUCCUGAUCAUGGUCCACGCCUUCCAGCUGCUCUUCAUCGACUGCAACUAUCCCAAGGCCUUCGUGUGGUGGAUCGGAAUGCACGCCGUGAUGUUCUUCUUCCUGUUCAACGAGUUCUACAAGGCAGCCUACAAGAGCCGCAUGAUGAAGAAGAACGGAGCGCUGGCGAACGGACACGCGAAACCCAAUGGCUACUGCAAGAGCAUCAACGCCCACGACGACCUGGCCAUGCCCCAGCCGACGGAGGCGGAGGUGGCGACGGCGACGCCCCUUUCGAAGGCCAACGGUAGCACCACCCCGCUAACUAAUGGCCAUGCGAACGGCCUGGCCAACGGCUAUAAGCAGCUGGCCAACGGCAGCACAGCGCACAAGGGGGCGAACGGGGGGCUGGCGACAAACGGAUAUGCCGCCAAGCUGCUGGACGACGCAUCCCAGGACCUGAAGCAGCGGAAGACGCCGAAAUAAUAUCGGGGCAAAGCGGGGCGGCGCCAGCACAGAGCUUAGAGCGGACCAGAGCGAGGGACAGCAGCGCCAGGAGCUUUCCAGCUGCCCGGACGAUGGGAGCGGGAAGCUCCACGAGUCAUUUCCAUAGACAUUCACAAACUUCACUUUACUUCAUCACACAGCCGGCAUACUCGACACAAGGACAUAAGGAUGCGGGCGAGCAGCCUGGGAAUAGGAUACUGAGUAGGCGUAGAGCUGAGAGCUCGAAGCUCCAAGCAGAGAGCUUCUCGUUCGAAAGGCAUUACAACUCCCACUCUACAACGUCCACACAUCCACAUCCACAUCCAGAACCACCCCCACUUCCACCCACAAUCCAAAAUUCAUUUACGCGGACAUAAAAAUAUGCCAAUCGUAAGCAGACCUGCAUACGCAUUGAAGCAUAUCCAAAUGUAUAGGCAUUGCGAAGGCAUAUGCGCCCAUUCGUCUAACACACUAUAUAUUAAAUAUGUUUUGUUGCUUCUUUUUCUUUAAUUACUUUAGUUGUACAAAACUUACCUAUUCUAAGUACCCGAAGCGGAUUGUAAAAACGUGAAACUGCAAACCUGCAAGCAUCAGAUUCAACUAAAUGCAAAUUUAAACAGAAGCCCAGCAUAAACGAUUUAAAUACAAAAAAAAAAAACUAAAACUAAAGCUAAAGCAUGGAAUUCAACUAUUUAAGUCUAGAAAUUAAUUUGCAUAUGUGUACAUAUAAUACAUGUAUACAGAACACACAAAAAAAAUAUAUAAAAAGAAUACAAAGAAACAAGAACUUUUGUAAAUGUAUAAAGCAUAAAUAAAACAAAAAUUUAAUUUAAAAUUAGGCACAAUAAUUGUUAAAAUAAAGUUCAAGCUGAAAUGGUCUAGAUUCUAGAACUAUUGGGCGACAAAAAGUAAGGCAACGUUUCAAACUAAACAAGCAAGCAAGAAAGCAGAAACAAUGUACGAAAAUUAAAUCACAGGCUAUCAAAUUAUCCCUAUACUGUUUCAUUAAUUUAUUACAAAUAAAUUAUGCCGCUAACCUAAAACCAAAAAACACGAUUUGUAUGUGCAUUGCUAUUUGAUUAAAAAACAAAAUCGACAAACAUCCACAAAAACAUGAAUAUUAAUUGACAAAAUAAUGAAUACAGAUAAGAGUAUCCAUAGACUCUAUAUAUUCACUUGAAACGGAGCAUUAAAAUCAGCAAAUUGUUGGAAUCAAAAAAUAAACAAAAAAUUUAUUACAAAAAACAAAAUAGACUGUAAGUCCCACACUCUAGGUUCUAUAGGUAUGCAAUUGCAAUACGUUUUGUAUGCGUAGUAGCCAUUUUUGUGGAGCAGUAUGUAAACAUUACCUAUGUAAUUAUUAUUAUACAACUACAAAACCCAACAAAAAAACAAAAACAUGUGUAGAAAAUUAGGCGAAAAUGGAGUGGAGCAUUUUUUCAAUAAAAACACUAAACAAAAUUCA
Messenger RNA from Drosophila ananassae, 3190 nucleotides. Its product is annotated as elongation of very long chain fatty acids protein AAEL008004. Gene Ontology annotation, molecular function: fatty acid elongase activity. Lineage: Eukaryota; Metazoa; Arthropoda; Insecta; Diptera; Drosophilidae. Bases 538 to 1725 code for a protein of 395 amino acids. Gene Ontology annotation, cellular component: endoplasmic reticulum membrane. The transcript is spliced from 11 exons. The record is from RefSeq and is a predicted model, not a curated record. Gene Ontology annotation, biological process: fatty acid elongation, polyunsaturated fatty acid; fatty acid elongation, saturated fatty acid; fatty acid elongation, monounsaturated fatty acid.